AUGGCAAUCGUGAAUCACAACUAUUCGCUUCGAACAGAACCCGAAGGCGGCUUUAAGACGCUAGAUAGCUUUUAUCCUUACUAUUUGGGAGAGCAUUGCCACAAGACGAAUCGUCGACUCCACAUUAUAGGAACAACAAAUUCCGUCCUUAUUACAAUCUUGGCUAUUGUUAGAAAGCGUCCCCAGCUUCUGUUGCUGUCGCUGGUACAAGGCUACGCUUUAGCCUGGCUAGGCCAUUUUGUGUUUGAGAAAAACAAACCCGCCACGUUCAGAUACCCAAUAUAUUCGUUAAUCUGCGACUUCAAGAUGUGGUCUGAGGUGGUCACUGGCAAGCGCAAGUUUUAA
Zychaea mexicana is the source of this 345-nucleotide messenger RNA. RefSeq lists its product as uncharacterized. NCBI's taxonomy places the organism in Eukaryota, Fungi, Mucoromycota, Mucoromycetes, Mucorales, Lichtheimiaceae. Bases 1 to 345 code for a protein of 114 amino acids. The transcript is spliced from 4 exons. The record is from RefSeq and is a predicted model, not a curated record.